CCAACGUUGACUUCUGCACCCAACUGAAGCAUAAGGUGAAGAACUGAGGGACAGAGGAAAUCAAAGGAGAGACAGAGACUUGAUCAGGAGGAAUAGAAAAACCGGAGGGGGAAAAAAAACAACGGAAAAGUUGUCCGUUUCUUUUCCUCCUUCCUUUCCAACUGAAAGUUGCCGUCUUCUUCUUCCUUCCUUCACCAAACCCUCGAAAAUAAUAUUCAGAAAAUUCAUACCAAAUCAAACGCCUAUCUAGACACUAAUAAAAAAACCUGUCCCCUCCUUCCAUGUUAAAACCUCCGGGAAACAUUCAUCUCGGAGCCCUUAAAGGCCCUUUUCAUUUAUUGUCCUCCCAUGAAUUCAUCCCUCGACGGUUUCCGCUUCAGAGUCCUUGAAAUCUUCGGUUAUUAGUUUGCAGAGCUCGAUUGCUUUGCUUUUUCCCGUCGCUUUCCUCCCCUCUCCCAAUUUUGAUCCCUGGGAGAACGAGAAAGAGAUUAUCAAUCCAACUUGAGGGAGGAGGAAAGGAAGAGACUUUAUCUAUUUUUAUCGGGGUAUAGAUUGAUGGGUAUGCUGUCAAAUCUAAGGAAUUCGAGAAAUCCAGAAGAUGGAUUGUUGCUAUCAUCGGGUUCCUCACCGCCGGCAGCUGGGCAGGCGGCGGCGGCGGGUAAGCGGAAAUGGUCAAAUUUCCUGCCGGUUUUCAUUGCUCUUGUGGUUUUAGCCGAGAUCGCCUUUCUGGGUCGUCUCGACAUGGCGAAAAAUGCUGCUGCCCGGGUCGAUUCGUGGGCAGAUAGCUUUCUUUAUCAGUCGCCGCCUGGUUUGAGGGAGAAGGCUCCGGUGGUUAGAAGAAACGAUAUGGUUUUGGGGUCGGAAACUUGCGAGGAGUGGUUGGAGAGGGAGGAUGCUGUGCCUUACUCGCGGGAUUUCGAUCAGGUUCCCAUCUUGGUCGCCGGUGCUGAGAAGGAGAGGAGGAAUUGUUCUGUGGGGUGUCAGUUCGGAUAUGACUCCAACAGAACUCCUGAUGCAUUAUUUGGUACGCUAAAUGAGAAGUCGGCAACUGUCAGUGUGCAUCGGUCAAUGGAAUCGGCUCAGUAUUAUCCAGAGAAUGAUAUUGCUAAGGCACGACGAAAUGGAUACCGGAUAGUUAUGACUACAAGUCUAUCCUCAGAUGUGCCGGUGGGAUAUUUUUCCUGGGCAGAGUAUGAUAUCAUGGCACCUCCCGAGCCAAAGACCGAGAAAGCCCUUGCAGCUGCGUUCAUUUCAAACUGUGGUGCCCGCAACUUCCGUUUGCAAGUUCUUGAUGCCCUUGAAAAAUUGAAAAUCCCAAUAGACUCUUACGGUGCUUGUCACCGGAACCGUGAUGGUAGAGUGAACAAAGUGGAGGCUCUGAAGCGCUAUAAAUUUAGCUUAGCUUUUGAGAAUUCUAACGAGGAGGAUUAUGUUACGGAGAAAUACUUUCAAUCCCUCGUUGCUGGAACCAUCCCGGUGGUUGUUGGUGCUCCAAACAUCCAAGAUUAUGCCCCUGGGCCAGGUUCGGUAUUACAUAUCAAAGCCCUUGAAGAUGUUGAGACUGUUGCAAAGACCAUGAAUGAGCUAUCCGAAAACCCUACUGCAUACAAUCAGUCGUUAAGGUGCUAUUUGUUACCAUCUGAACUCCAUAAAAGAGCGAGAUGCACAAUUUUCAGGUGGAAGUUUGAGGGCCCAUCUGAUUCAUUCAAGGCACUGGUCGAUAUGGCAGCAGUACAUUCUUCAUGCCGUCUUUGCAUUCACCUAGCUACAAUGAUUCGUGAUAAAGAAGAAAGUAGCCCAGGGUUCAAGAGACGCCCCUGCAGAUGCACACGAGGGUCCGAGAUUGUACAUCAUGUAUAUGUUAGAGAACGAGGAAGGUUCAAGAUGGAGUCGAUUUUCUUAAGGUCUGGGAACUUAACAGUGGAUGCCCUGGAGCACGAGGUGCUGAAGAAGUUCAAGUCCAUGAAACACAUACCAGUUUGGAGAGACGAAAGACCAGAAAGCAUACGAGGAGGAGAAGACGAUUACAAAGUCUACAGGCUAUACCCUGUAGGGUUGACGCAGAGGCAAGCGCUCUACUCUUUUAAGUUCACCGAUAUCGACUUACAGAAUCACCUGGAAGCAAAUCCAUGCGCUAAGUUGGAGGCCGUCUUUGUCUAGUUAACAAAUGGGACUUUCCUAUGGUCUUGAGCUUGAAUCCUCAGCUCGGCUCACCCUAAAACUGCAGGCAAUAUUUUCGGCCGAAAAGUUUAACAGUGGAUCUGUUUAACUGUCAUCCAUGUAUGAACAUUCUUGUACACAGUACAGAGUUGAAUCACUUUUAGUGUAGCUCGGGAAAACAGGAUAGGAAACAGAAUGAUUCUGGGAGAACCCUUGUUUUACUUCACUGAUCUGAGAAUGCUAUUGGUGCAUUCUGUUUAGACGAGAGAAUCUUGGUCUCAUGUUGAGCAAUUUUCCCCCCUCCUUUCGGUUCUUUUAAAUCUCUGUUGGCUUUUUACCUGCACCAUCCCCUGUGGUUUCUGUAUGUAAACAUUUGUCUUUAGUUGUUAAGAUGAUAGGAUUAACAUAUGAUUGCCACAGAUUGGUGUAGUGGUGGUUUAUGCUGGGAGG
Messenger RNA from Linum tenue, 2610 nucleotides. Lineage: Eukaryota; Viridiplantae; Streptophyta; Magnoliopsida; Malpighiales; Linaceae. The record is from the annotation of a GenBank genome assembly.